GUGAAGGAAGUACAAAAUGGCGGACCACGAUCUCACCCAGGAGCUAUGCAAGAAUUUGGACAGGCAUCUUGCCUUUCCUCUGCUGGAGUUUUUGUCAAACAAAGAGUUGUACAGCGAGACAGACAUCCAGAAAGCAAAGAUUGACCUCCUGCAGAAGACCAACAUGGUUGAUUAUGCAGCGGAAAUCUACACGGCAUUGUACAAGACAGAUGAUGUCCCCGAGGAGAUGAACAGUAGACGCAAAGAGGUCGUUGCAAAGCUGAAGACACUGCAGGCGCAAGCAGAGUCAAUUGUGUCCUUCCUGAGCAGCGAGGACAAGGUGAAGCAGCUAAAACAGGACAAGGCAUACAACCUGGCCUUCCUGCAGGAGGAGUUCCAGAUUGGACCGCAGCAAAUAGACGCGCUCUACAACUUUGCAAAGUUCCAAUUUGAGUGCGGCAACUACUCGGGGGCAGCAGAGUUCCUGUAUCACUACAGGACGCUGGCCACCAACAGCGAGCGGGUGCUGAGCGCGCUGUGGGGCAAGCUGGCAGCAGAGAUCUUGAUGCAGCAGUGGGAGACGGCGCUGGAUGACCUGACCAAGCUGAAGGAGAUCAUCGACGCCAACACCUUUGCACCCAUCCUGCAGCAGCUCCAGCAGCGCGUGUGGCUCAUGCACUGGGCGCUAUUUGUGUUCUUUGAGCACGAGAAUGGCCGCAAUGCCAUCAUCGACCUCUUCUUCCAGGACAGGUAUUUGAAUGCAUUGCAGACGACCUCGCAGCACCUGCUGAGGUACUUGGCGGCAGCGGUGGUGGUGAACAAGCGGCGACGAAACACGAUGAAGGACCUCAUACGCGUCAUCGAGCAGGAGUCCUAUGAGUACAGUGACCCCAUCACCCAGUUCCUGGAGUGCCUCUUCGUGCGCUAUGACUUUGAGGGCGCCCAGGUGAAGCUGCGCGAGUGUGAGGAGGUGUUGGAGAAUGACUACUUCCUGGCAGCGCUGAAGGAUGAGUUUGUGGAGAACGCGCGGCUUUUCAUUUUUGAGACCUACUGCCGCAUCCACCAGUGCAUAGACCUGCGCAUGCUCGCAGGCAAGCUGAACAUGGAUGCAGAGGCGGCGGAGAAGUGGAUUGUGAACCUUAUCAGGCAUGCACGUCUGAAUGCCAAGAUAGACUCCCAGGCAGGCACUGUGGUGAUGGGCAUGCAGUUCCCCUCAGCAUAUGAGCAGGUCAUGGAGAAGGCAAAGGGCCUCUCGCAGCGCACCUUUGUGCUGGCCAACCUUGUUGUCGGGGCUCCCCAGACAUGAGGGCUACCGAUGCAGCUUGUACACUAGUCUUUUGUUAGGGUCUGCAAAUUUCUUAUAUUCCUUGAAGUCUAUUCCAUCUCAGUGAGACUGUUGUCGGAUGUUUGGAGGGGAAGAUGUCACAAAUGAAGCACAUUUGUAACGGUGAUGAGCCUGAG
Messenger RNA from Coccomyxa subellipsoidea C-169, 1440 nucleotides. Its product is annotated as eukaryotic translation initiation factor 3, subunit 6. NCBI's taxonomy places the organism in Eukaryota, Viridiplantae, Chlorophyta, Trebouxiophyceae, Coccomyxaceae. The record is from RefSeq and is a predicted model, not a curated record. The transcript has 6 exons. Gene Ontology annotation, molecular function: translation initiation factor activity; protein binding. Gene Ontology annotation, biological process: translational initiation. Bases 17 to 1285 code for a protein of 422 amino acids. Gene Ontology annotation, cellular component: cytoplasm; nucleus; eukaryotic translation initiation factor 3 complex.